This is a messenger RNA of Solenopsis invicta (red fire ant), 938 nucleotides long. RefSeq lists its product as uncharacterized. The record is from RefSeq and is a predicted model, not a curated record. Bases 221 to 916 code for a protein of 231 amino acids. Lineage: Eukaryota; Metazoa; Arthropoda; Insecta; Hymenoptera; Formicidae. The transcript is spliced from 3 exons.
AAUUCAAAUCUAUUUACAAAGGUGGUGAUGCAGUUUUUCUCGCUGUCGUUAUCCAUGUUUGCAGGAAAAUAGAACUACUAAAAAUUGACUUGAUCAACUAUGGCGUAAACAACCAAAAUAUAAUAAUGAAAUACUACAUCGUAGUGGAUCAAGUCGUAUUGUGACUAAAGACCGAAAUUAUUAAGUAUCGUGCAUCGUGGACCUCUAGACGAUUGCAAUAAUGUCAUGGAAUGAUGAUAUCGCUUACGCUAUGAAUCCCAUCAAAUUCUUAACUCCAUUAGGCGUUUGGCCGUUGCAAAAAUAUAAUACAUCUUCUUUAGUCCGUUAUAUCGUGUGUAUCAUCAAUAUGAUCGUGAUGACGAUUGUGAUGUUCCUUGAACUUAAUUUCGGUAACGACGAUGCUUAUAUAAAAAUCCAUGCUCUUUACGCUAUAUAUAGCACCGUACUCUGUAUACUAAAGCUGUUGACUUUCCGCUUAUACGCCGACAAUUUGACUCGCAAUUUCUCUUCUGCUGUAAAUGACUAUCUUGCAAUCGAUAACAAAGAAAAGCGCAUCAUCAUGAGACGGCACGCAUUCAUGGGAAGGAUGAUUUGCUAUAGUAUCGUACUUCUUAUUUAUUUAGCAGUUUUAAUUAUCAUUCUAACACCUACGAUAACAAGUUAUAGUGAAGCCAUCCAAGUUAAUGUAACCAUCAAGAUUCAUGUCUCAGAAUUACCCGUGCCCCUAACAUUUUUAGGAGACUUCCAAAUCCCAACGAAUGUAUACUUAGCAUUAUCUAUGAUGGAAUUAUUGAUAUGCAUAAUCAAUGCCACCUGUAAUUGUGGUAAGAAACUAAUUAUUAAUACAAAGAAAUUUGCAUACAACGUAUUGUUUGAAUAUAAUUUGAAGAGUUUUGCUUUUUAUAAAAUUUAUUAAUAAGAAUCUUAGUUUUUUUAUU